Xiphophorus couchianus (Monterrey platyfish) is the source of this 6430-nucleotide messenger RNA. RefSeq names its product LIM and calponin homology domains-containing protein 1-like. The transcript is spliced from 31 exons. Bases 292 to 5271 code for a protein of 1659 amino acids. Gene Ontology annotation, molecular function: myosin II head/neck binding. The record is from RefSeq and is a predicted model, not a curated record. Gene Ontology annotation, cellular component: stress fiber. Gene Ontology annotation, biological process: positive regulation of stress fiber assembly; regulation of focal adhesion assembly. NCBI's taxonomy places the organism in Eukaryota, Metazoa, Chordata, Actinopteri, Cyprinodontiformes, Poeciliidae.
CACCAAGAGAUUCCUGCCCGCGCGUUCACGCCUUCUCCUGAAGCUCGGCGGCGGCAGCAGCAGCAGAAGAGAGGAGUCAGCCUCCCACGGCAAGGAAUCGAUAUUUUUAGCGCCUGGUUCGUAUUGCAGCGUCGCCAGAAGCGUCUUCUUCUUCUGCCUCAUCUUCUUUUUGAGGGCGACGCAGUUGGAGCGCGAGGGGGCUACGUGACUCCAUAGGCUGCGCGCGGAGCGUGGAGGACAAAACGGGAGAGACUUCACAACAUCCGCGAAUUCCCAACGCACCCCCUACUGAUGGCCGGUCCCGAGCCGAGCCAUCCCGAGCCAGCCUGCCUGGAGGCGCAGAAAUGGAUCGAGGCUGUAACAGGGAAGAGCUUUGGAGACAAAGACUUCCGCAGCGCGCUAGAGAACGGCAUCCUGUUAUGCGAGCUGCUGAGUGCAAUCAAACCCGGGCUGGUGAAGAAGAUCAACAGACUGCCCACCCCCAUCGCCGGGCUGGACAACUUGUCCGUCUUCCUCCGGGGCUGUGAGGAGUUGGGCUUGAAGGGCUCCCAGCUGUUUGACCCGGGGGACUUACAGGAUACUUCCAUACGCGCCAAUCUCAAGGACUCUGACUGCAACCGCAAACUAAAAAAUGUGCUGAACACGGUUUUCUGGCUUGGAAAAGCUGCCAGUGGGUGUCCUUCCUACAGCGGUCCUAAUCUGAACCUGAAAGAGUUUGAAGGGCUACUGGCUCAAAUGAAGUUGGAAAGCGACGAUGGCGGCGACAGCUCUCAGAAGCGCAGCGUUCGAGACAGCGGCUACGACUGCUGGGACUCGGAGAGGAGCGAGUCUCUCUCUCCGCCUCAACACACUCGGGACAACUCUCUUGACAGUCUGGAUUCCUUCGGUUCCCGCUCGCAGCACAGCCCCUCUCCUGAUGUUGUGAAUCGAGGCAACAGCGAUGGACGAUGCAGCGACUCGGAGGCUGAUGCUCCCAGCAGGAAACCCGACGUACGGAAAGAUGACAUGUUGGCCAGAAGAACAGCCAGCAACGACUCCAGAUGCCCGGUUCCCUUCAACCAGUUUCUUCCAAACCGAGCCAACGCCAGCUGCUACAUCCCGACCCCACGACGCAAACAACACCCAGAGGAAGGAGAGCAGCGGAGUCACCUUCAGACCAUUCCAGAACAAACCAAACGAACUGGAUUUCAUCAGAAACCCCCCAAAACGGUGACUUGGGCACCUGAAAGCCAGGCUGAAAAACUGAAACAGGGAGAGGACUUGGAGGUUUUGGAGCAGAGGAGGCUGGAGAAGUUGAAGAAGGCAGGAAUUAAGGUUCUACCUGCUGCUGUUCGCUACAACAGCACUGCAAUAACGGAGGAAAAAGAAGCGAGGUCACCGUCUCCAAACAUCAUUCUUCGCUCUGAAAAUGAAUUUUUGAGCUCCCACAGUCCGGCUUGUGAUUCCUCCUCCGACGGGGAGCAGGACGUGGAGACGAGGAGGGUUCCCGAUGUCCACAGAGACGACUUGGCGUCCCGACGAGUCCACCGGAGCCCAGGUAACUCCAGGGUCCAUCAGUUCGUCCCUCCUCCAGCCUGCACCACCAAAGACAGAGAGCGCUGGGAGGGCAUCAGGCGAGCCUCACAGCAGACCCUGCAGCAGACGGAGAUCAGCGUGAAGGAAGCGGUCUGUGACAUCAUAACCCGUAAAGACAACCCCUCCCUGAAGGAAGAGGAGGAUGAGGGAGAAGAGGGAAAAGAUAAGGCGAUGCCAAAUAAGCAGAGAGAUGACCUGGCUCGUAGGCGGGGCCAAAGCAGGCCCCUCCCUCAGAGGGACGGACCAAUGAGCUUUGUUUCCUCCUCCAUGAGUCCGUCUGAUGUACAGAAGUGGGAGAGGCUCAGGAUGACUGAACCAAGUGAGGAUAGGCCAGCCCCCGUGUGUCAGGCUUGUCUGCAGAGAACUUACGGAAUCAGCGGAUCAGCAAAGGCUGGACGAGUUCAUGGCAGGGUUGUGACCUUUGGAGGUCUGACUGAGAUCGAGCAGCCGACAGAGGCAGCCAUGUCGAGAGGGGAGGAGCUGGAGUCGCUUAGACGACUCCAGUCCAAAGCAACGGUAGCCAUGACUACCGUUGACCUGGGCUUCCAGCUUUCAGAGGGGGAUCGCAGUGUUGUCAUGGAUGGCUGUGCAUCCUCCCCUCCCCCUGCGGAACACCGACCCUGGACCGCCGAACCCACCCCUACGGCCGCCGAGAUAGACGCUCGUUUUGCUCUGUACGAGCAGAGAGCACAGGCAGAAGACGAAGAGGAGGAAGAGGAGCGGAUCCCUGACCUUCAGAAGGACGACAUGAUGGCCAGGAGGACAGGUGCUUUCCUAAAACAAACAGCUGGCUCAGCAGAUUUCAGGCGUUUCCUGCCUCCGCCCGGGUCUGGGUGGAGCAGCCGAGGGGAAAUUGCUGCUGAUGCUGCGCCUCCUAGCAACAAGGAAGUGCUCAUCUGCACCAGAGCGGCCAGCCAGAAGCCCAGAAUCCCAGAAGAAACAACUCACUGCUCACUGAAGCCUGCAGUGAUCAGAGCACCGACCCAAACUGAAGGCGAACCCGAUGAGUCCGAUAGAGACAAGAACAUCCUCGAUCUGGACAGAGACGACAUGGUGGCUCAGAGGAGCGGGACAUUCCAGAAAGCGGUGGCCUUCAGAGGAAAUCAGGGCUUCAAUCAGUUCCUGCCGGUACCUGGGUCGGUCAGACGCAACAUCAGUUCAGAGACUGCAGGGAAGCAGUCAGGCAACAGAUCCAAACUCAGAGCAGACAUGGAUGGAGGAAGCGGCUGUGUUGCCAUGGCAGCGGAACUUGAAGCUCCGCCUUUCAAAGCCCCGUCCAGCCCGACGUGUCCUGGGCUGGCGGGCAGGCAGGUCCCUGAUGCAGCUGUUAUCAAUGCGAUCGGACCAUCCUCUUCCUCCUCCUCCUCACUCAUAUGUCCUCCCAGUCCUCUCUCGGCUCACACCUGGAGGGUGGAGGAGCAGGUGGAGGCGGGAAGAGAGGAGGAGAAAAGCGAGGAUGGGAAGAUGAGGCGGGAAAAGAAACCAUGCUGGCUGGAGGAUGAGCUUCCUCCAAUGAUGGUGAGCCGACGAGUUGCUUUUCUCUUAGACAACGAGAGUGCGAGUAUGGGAGACAUGGCCAACGAGGAUGAGGCGGGACACUUCCCUUCGCUGAGCCCAUCACGAUUCGAACGCAUGCACCAGCAGUGCAACGCUUUCGUGGAAGAGGAGGACCAGUGGCAGGAUGACCUGGCCCGUUGGAAGAACCGCCGCCGCAGCACGUCACAGGAGCUGAUUAAAAAGGAGGAGGAGAGGAAGAGGAUGGAGAAAAGGAUGAAGGGGAACGGAGUGGAUGGCAAUAAGAGGAAGAGCAUUAAGACUUACAAGGAGAUCGUGGAGGAGAAAGAACGCAGGGAAGCUGAGCUGUGUGAAGCGUACAGACAAGCAGCGACUCCAGAGGAGGCAGCUUUGGUUUUACAGCGCUACGCCCUCCGCUUCACCAUCAGCGAUGCAACACUGGACAGCCUGAAGCUGCCCAGAAGCACUAACAAACCUAACCAGUUCCUGAACCAGACAGAGCAGGAACACAGCCAGACAUCAGGCGCCGAUGACUCAGAGAGGCUGGAGCGUCCAAGCCAGCAGGACACAGACGGUCUCACCGAACAGGAACGCUGUGGACAGACAGAGGACAGUCAUGAAAAACAUCAGCCUGGUGUGAACCUCAGCAGCUCUUCUGCACCAGAUGCCCUCCAACUCAAAGACACAAACUCACACAGUGAGAAGUUCCAGUCGGAACAGCUUCCUGAGCCCCCCUCCCACCUGACAGACCCUCAUGAUGAGCAUAAGAAUCAGCCAGACCCAGAAGCCCCUCAGUCCCCCACUGAACCUGCUGCUGCACCUCAACCCAAACACAAACUCCCCUCCCUUGCGCCCUCCAGACCGCUCCCACUGCUGGCGGCCAAGCCCUACUGCCCGCCCAGGUGUUCUCCUCCUGAACACAAACAUGUGGAGGUCCAACAGCUGGACGGGUCGGUGCAGCUAAACGGAGACACAGCUGAGGACUUUGCUUCCCUUCUGGACCCGCUACAGGAAAACCCAGCCGUUUCCUCCCCGCACACACAGGAAGUGGAUCCCCCAGAGGACAGCGCAGAGCAGCAGCAGCCUCCACUGCCCGAAAGGCCAACCCCGACUUCAGGCUCCGCCAUCAACUCCCUGAUCGCAGGCCGAAACUGCAUCAUCACCACCACCAUCGUGACAGAACUUACAAAGACCCACGUGGAGCCGCUCCACCCGGACGUCCAGGACGACGCUCAGGAUGGAGCCACUGAGACUCCAGCAGAGAAAGAGAAUCCUCAGCCUGUCCAAUCACCCAGCAGUUUACCAGAAUAUUCUCCCAGUGUCUCCGAGGGGCUGGAGGAAAGCAGCGUGACUAUUGAGACCCCCAUGUUGAACUUGGCUAAACGUGUUAAUCACUGGGUCUGGGACCCCAAUGAGGAGCGUAAGCGCUUGGAAAGCUGGCAGCAGGAGCAGGAGCGCCUCCUACAGGAACAAUACCAGAAAGAACAAGAGAAGCUGAAGAAAGAGUGGGAGAAAGCCCAGCUGGAGGUGGAGGAGGAGGAGAGGAAGCACAAUGAAGAGGAAAGACGAAUUUUAGAAGAGACCGUGGCCCCUCUCAGUCCCUCAGCCUCAGUGCAGAGGCAGCUGGAGCGCAUGGCCACAGCGCCUUUUUCUGCCGAGGAAAACAACAAGGCCGCAGUCAGAGGAAACGUGUCUCUGCAGCAGAACGGACAGAAAAUCCACACAGGAAGUGAGGAUCAGCACGCAUCGAAGCUUCAUUUUUUCCAGGAUCCUGGAUGUGAUGAACAGCUCCCACAGAAACAGGAAAUGUGGAAGACAUCAUCUCUGGACCGCAGCCCUCAGACCAACCAGAUGCAAAAUGUCAAAAGAUCAGAAUCACAUGAUGCUGUAGCAGGUAACCAGGACGUCUCCCCUUCAGCACCUCAGCCUCCGUCACCCAGCAGGUGUGUCAGUGGGAAGCGACUUUGUUCGGGCUGCUCCAAACCUCUGGAAAGAGGAGCUGCUAUGAUCAUUGACACUCUGGGCCUGUUUUUCCACAUGCAGUGUUUUAAGUGUGGCGUAUGCAAAGGGCAACUGGGUGACGCUACAGCAGGGACCGACGUCAGGAUUCGGAACGGACUGCUGAGCUGUUAUGAGUGCUACAUCGCAUCUCGAGGCAGAGGUCAGCCCACUCCUCUAUAAGAACCACGUGAUUAACUGGAACUACAACACUGGAGGCGCUGACGGGAUAAACUCCAGUUCUGUAACCAUGAGUCUGGCUGUUCGGGAAAAGCCUGGAAGCUCUGGAAUAUUCUGUUUUUACUCUGAAUUGCACAAACAGACUCUUUUGCUUUGUUUUAUUUUAAAACUGGACUGAACCUCUUGACAAUGUACUUUUGAUGUACUUCUUUUGAUGUACACAUGUAAACGCCUGUUUUUAAUGUGACUGGCAUUGAUGUACUCAUGGGGGGAAAAAAACAUAUUUCUGGGUUUGUACAUCUAUGCCUGAACUUUCCUUCGUUACACGCUGAACAUUAAACCCUUAAGCUGAACAUUAAAUGUUGGCCCCUUAAAUCCUGCUUUUGGACUCAUGCGACUCCAUUAUUUCCAAAUGCGAUGCAAGGUGAUUCAAAUUGAAUAACCUAAAGUAGCUUGAUGAUUGUAAUGCCUUACUCCUAACUUUUAACACAUGAUUUUGGUUUUGUGUUUACAGUUUUGCAUGAUAAAAACAUAUAUAAGUUAUUGUGGUGUUUUCUCGGAAGGACAGUGAGCCUUUCAUUUUAUUUUGACACCAUUCUAAUCAUUUUAAUGUUUUACAAUCCUUUUAACUUACAGAAACUGUUCUUCAAGUUUCAUUUUACAAAAAUGGCUCUGCAUGUUAUUGAUGAAUAAUUACUCAAAGUAUUUUCCCGUUUUUGAUGUUUUAGCUUUACUUUCUUCUCAGACUGCAUCUGAAUCAGUGCCUUACGUAAUGAAUGCAAUAGUGAGGUGUUGUACACUCAGUUUGACCUUUGGGUCUAGGCACAAUGUGUGUGAGUGGGUGCAUGCCUGAUAUAGAAGUGUUGUGUAUGUGAUUUGAUUCAAAGUACAGUUAUAUACCAGCAAAUAAUGUCUGAAGAACCACUACUUCCCCAAAUAACCCACUCUGUACUUAGUGACAUGAAGUUAAUUAUUUCCUGGCGAAUCAAAAUGUCCUGAAACCUCUUCUAUUUUGUCUAAGCGCUGCCUCUCCACAGAUUUAUUCUUUCCUCUGUCUCAGCUUGGUGUAAACACCUCACAGCCAUGUUGGCCCUCAGUGCAGCAAAGCUCUGAUUGUCUUUUAUAACAAGUGUAUGUUUAUCAAUAAAACAGUUUAAUCUGG